Tuber melanosporum (Perigord truffle) is the source of this 1224-nucleotide messenger RNA. RefSeq lists its product as uncharacterized. The record is from RefSeq and is a predicted model, not a curated record. Lineage: Eukaryota; Fungi; Ascomycota; Pezizomycetes; Pezizales; Tuberaceae. The coding region runs from base 1 to 978 and encodes 325 amino acids. The transcript is spliced from 2 exons.
AUGUGCGGGUAUGCUCCGGAUGCAGGGCUUCUUUGGUGCUGCGAUCCAUACGAUGAGUAUGUAUCUGCCUGCUCACCUGGCCCAGGACGUUUGGAUUCUAACGGGGCGGCGGUGAACAGGUAUUGCUGGGGGGGCACGCAAACGUGUAAAGGGAAUAGAGGCGGACUGGAUCAGAUUUAUUGUGAGAAGGGAGGAGCUACUUGGUGUUGUAAUAAGAAAUACGAGAGUUGCACGGAUGCAGAAAAUCAGAUAAAUGUCUGUGUGCCAAAAUCUUUCAGGAAUCCCGUUGCAGAUGGGCCGGUCUCUCUAGCUUCGGCUUUCCGAAACUCAACGACAUCACCAUCUACAACAAAGACGUACUCUCCACCCCCAUUAUCAUUAACAACACCAGCAUCCGUAACAGGGGAGGCCAUUUCAUCCGGAACAAUACAGAUAAUCACUAGGAGCAUGAGAUCCAGGGUUACUACCAAUGCCCUGGAGCCUCUAGUUACAACGCCAACAUCAAAUGAAGCUGGAGCAACAGCAACCAAGUCGACAUCGGCAAGCGAUACUUCGCAGGCGGUAGAAACACCACCAACAACGGAUCCCCCAAAGAAAUCCCUCAGUGCUGGUGGAGCAUGUGGAAUUGUCUUGGGAGCCUUAUUUGGAAUAGCGAUCCUCUUUGAAAUCCUAUACCUUCUUCGUGAGCGCCGUCUGAAGCUUAAAGCAGGCAGAAAUGAGAAAGUGAAAGGGCAGGAGGUUAUCCGAAACAGAGCGUGGAGCGACAAGGAGACUUUCACUGGCGCUGAGGUCAGAUCAUACACGGUUACAAAGUGGGAUUCGCAGCUUGGGACCAAGAGCGGAGGAGAGCCAGGCGUUGAGUCUGCCGCACGUGGGCCAUCAGUUUGGGCAACUGCGGUUGUUAGCGAGGUGAAUGAGCUGGAGGCGGAGGUUCCUGUGUCAGAAAUGCCUGCCGGAGCUGAGUGUUUAGAGGUCUGAUAUGAGUAGUGCUAGUACACUACCAACCAUGACCUCUCUUUCCUCCCUUAAUCCUUCCCUACCUCAGCUCAAUCCACCCCGGUCGACUGUCCCUUUUUAGUCCCUCUUCUCUUCUUUUAACUAUUUACCGGCUACAUUGUAUAAUAUGGGCUAAACUGUACUGUACUCUGCUCCUCGUGUGCAACCUGAAGUUCUCUAGAUUGGAGCUGAAGAUGAUUGAAUAAAUUCUAAUUUUAGUACCUUGGA